AUGACAUCUGCAGCGUUUGUCUUCAUUCUGACGUGUUUGGUCCUGGGGUCAAAUGCCCAAACUGUAAAUCAGUAUUGGUCUGCAGCUGUUCAUCAUGAGAUACGAGAAACUGGAGAGAAUCUGACUCUGAAGUGUGUUUCUGACGAUUACAGUUCUCCAUGGGUUUAUUGGUUCAAGCAAAGUCUUGGAGAAAAACCCAGACCCAUUUCUUUAAUUGGCAGAUAUGGAACAGAUAAAAGUUUCUAUGGUGGGUUUAAGGACAAUCCACGCUUCACACUGGAUACUCAAAGUGGUAAAAAUGACUUAACAAUUUCGGAUUUGCAAAUGUCAGACUCAGCCAUUUAUCACUGCAUAAGUUCAGAUAUCUCUGUGUUAGAAUAUCUAGCGACCAUCACAGUCAGUGUGAAGGGUUCAGGUGUGAGCGUCCCAGCUCUGGUCCAUCAGUCAGAGUCUGAAACCAUCCAGCCAGGAGGCUCUGUGACUCUGAACUGUACAGUCCACACUGGAACCUGUGAUGGAGAACACAGUGUUUACUGGUUCACAAACUCUGAGGAAGCUCAUCCAGGACUCAUUUACACCCAUGGAGGCAGGAAUGAUCAGUGUGAGAGGAACCCUCACUCACACACUCACACUUGUGUCUACAACUUGGCCAUGAGGAGCCUGAAUCUUUCUCAUGCUGGGACCUACUACUGCGCUGUGGUCUCAUGUGGACACAUACUGUUUGGAGACGGGACCAAGCUGGACUUUGGAGAUGAGGUGAGCUCUGGUGUCUUGGUGUAUUCUCUGAGUGGAGCUUUGAUAUCUGCAGUUAUCCUGAUAGUUGUCCUGGCCUUCUUAUUGUACAAGAUGAACAAAAGAAUCUGCUUCUUAUCUCAAGAGAUACAAGCAAGAUUUUCAGCUCCCUCCACAACAAACAUGGAGGGUAACAGAGGAGCAGACGACGUCUGUUAUGCCGCUGUGAACGUUAACAUGCCCAACACAUCAAGAAGACAGAGAAACACAGCCAGAGAUGAAUGUGUGUAUUCCAGUGUGAGGCAGUAGAAGUCACCAUGGUUCAUCUUUUACUACGUCACUUUAAACUGAUGU
Molecule: messenger RNA, 1086 nt
Organism: Cheilinus undulatus (humphead wrasse)
Lineage: Eukaryota; Metazoa; Chordata; Actinopteri; Labriformes; Labridae
Exons: 5
Coding region: 1-1041 (346 amino acids)
Biological process (GO): response to bacterium
Source: RefSeq, a predicted model, not a curated record